Molecule: messenger RNA, 7156 nt
Organism: Eublepharis macularius
Lineage: Eukaryota; Metazoa; Chordata; Lepidosauria; Squamata; Eublepharidae
Gene: MCM3AP
Product: minichromosome maintenance complex component 3 associated protein
Exons: 29
Coding region: 169-6021 (1950 amino acids)
Biological process (GO): mRNA export from nucleus
Cellular component (GO): cytoplasm; nucleus; transcription export complex 2
Molecular function (GO): nucleic acid binding
Source: RefSeq, a predicted model, not a curated record
UGGCGCCUCCUGAGAGCGGCUGCGCGUCGCUUCUUCGGAGGCUUUUCCUCGCUUGAGGCGUUGCCGGCUUCAGAGAGCGGUUGCUGCGCUGGACGGAGAUCAAUAGAAUAGGAGUGGGAAGCUGGCAGGUCCUUGGUGUGGUGGCUGCGGAGUGGACGCCUUGUGAAGAUGAACCCCAAUACUCCUUUCAGCGGACAGCAGCCUGGACCGUUCCAAGUACCAUCUAGGAAUUCUGGAAUGAUUCAGAUUCAGCCACCGCUCCAGUUUGGUCAGCUCUCUCUUUUUGGACCAAACAGUGGAGGAGUGGCAAAGAAUCCAGGCUUUCCACACUCAUCUGACUUCACAAGAACUUCAGAACUACGUGGCCCUUCAAGUCAAACUCUAGGAUUUGGGCAGCCAUUGGGAUUUACACCAUCGUAUCCUUUUGGGCACGCUCCGUCCUUUGUGGGUGCUUCCACACCAACCAGCUCUUCUGUUGCUAGCAAGCAAGGAUUCAGUUUUAAACCACCUACAAAUCUUGGGACUUCUCAGACUUCUAAGUUUGGAGAUACGUCUGGAGAAACUUCAGGCAGAGUCUUUGCAGGACCAGAAUUUAGCUUCAAAACGCCUGAGAAUGCGGUGUUCAAGCCUAUCUUUGGCAUGGGUUCAGAACCCCAGAAAACACAAAAUCAAAUAAUCCCACCUCUGUUCCCAUUUUCCUUUCCAGGGGGUAGUAUGUCUGGAAGAUGUCUUCCCUUUGGCAUUUCUCAGGAAAACAACAGUUCAAGCGGUAUUAUGCCUAUGAGCUUUACAAAACCAGUAAGCAGUAGUACUUUAACAGCUCCCUUCACUGCUUCUUUACCAAGCAAGACUGUAGAGAAUGAUAAAAAAGGGCUUAUACAUCCCUUGGCGACUCCUAGUACCAGUAUUGCUACUUUUUCUUUCCCAUCUAGUGGGUCAAGCAGACCUGAACACGAAGUAUUGCUAGCUCCAAGUGAGCCUGUUCUUGAGAAGGGAGCAAAAAGAAAGGAAGAGCAAGACAAUUCCCCAAGGAAACGUGAUUAUGAUACUCUAGAUGAGCCAGAGCUUCAGUCAAGAAGUGAUCAUUCUUCCAAUAAGCGUCCAGUCAGGCUGACUCGGCCUCGUGCAGGGGGCCUCUUCAGCAUUACAUUGCAAAAUGUUCUGAAAAGCAAUAAAGACAGUGGCCGUCCUAAGAAAGAGUCCAAAAUGGAGAGAGUCACUGUAGAAUCUGGAGAGCUGGAACAGAUGAGCGUAGCAGGGGGAAGUCAGUCUGGUUUGCCACUGGCGAGGUCAUCCAUGUUACCAAAAGAGGAUGAAAAUAAAGGAAAACUGAAGGAAGGUUCUUUAGUCUCAAAUCUCGGGCGUCGAAAUCGAAAUAGUGGGAGCACAGAAAGCUUUGGGAGCUCGCCCGCAAGUGAACUAACAGCCAUCCAGUGCAAAAAUAUUCCUGAUUAUCUAAAUGACAGAACUGUUCUUGAGAAUCACUUUAAGAAGUUUGUUAAAAUCCAACGUAUCCAUACCAACAGGAAAAAAAAGCUGGCAGUUGUUCAUUGUUUUGAUCACGCAUCUGCUGCUUUGGCUAGAAAGAAAGCCAAAGAGCUGUACAAAGACAUAGUGACAUUCUGGCAUAAGAAGAAACCGAGUCCUAAUAAGAGAGAAUAUCCAUCCAAGGAGCAGGUGGGAGAUGGAAGUGAAGGGAGGCAAAAAGCCGACCAGCCGAGUCAUCAGCAUUCCCCACUUUGCAAAUCCUUAAUUCGAUCCGCGGCUGGUGGAAACCUUCUGAGCAAAAGUUCUCCAGCUAAGAAGCCUGGUCUUAAAAAGUCUCUGCAGUUUGAGGCGGACACCUUUGAUUCUGGGUCUGAAAGUCACGGUUUAGAGCAUUUGGAAGCAUCCGCCUCGUCUCUCAGUAACCUGAUAGGCAUGGUGGCAGAGUCUUCUGAAGACAAAUACCACGUUCUGGACCAGAGAGAUAAAAUCAUGCGGCAAGCUCGAGUGAAACGAACAGAUCUUGCCCAGACCUUUAUUGGCACAUGCCCAGACAUGUGCCCAGAGAAAGAACGAUACAUGAGAGAGACAAGGAACCAGCUCAGUAUCUUUGAAGUGAUUCCAGGAACUGACAAGGUUGACCACGCAGCUGCGAUCAAGGAGUACAGCAGGUCUUCAGCUGACCAGGAGGAGCCGUUGCCGCACGAGCUGAGGCCUUUGGAUGCGUUGAGUAUGACCAUGGAUUACUUAGUCACUCGAAUCAUGGACAAAGGAGAAGGGAACCUUCGGGAGUGGUACGACUUUGUAUGGAACAGAACUCGUGGGAUAAGGAAGGAUAUAACCCAGCAGCAUCUCUGCAGUCCUCUGACGGUUUCCCUGAUUGAAAAAUGCACUCGUUUCCAUAUCCACUGCUCCCACCAUAUGUGUGAAGAGCCCAUGUCCUCUUUUGAUGCUAAAAUCAACAAUGAGAACAUGACAAAGUGCCUCCAGAGCCUGAAGGAGCUGUAUCAGGACCUUGCCAACAAAGAGAUUUACUGCAAGAAUGAAGCAGAGUUCAGGGGAUAUAAUGUCCUCCUGAACCUCAACAAAGGAGAUAUUCUCAGAGAAGUCCAACAGUUUCGUCCAGAAGUGCGAAACUCCAGUGAAGUUAGAUUUGCAGUUCAAGCUUUUGCUGCAUUAAAUAGCAAUAAUUUUGUGAGGUUUUUCAAAUGUGUGAAAACAGCUUCUUACUUGAACGCAUGCUUACUACAUUGCUAUUUCAGCCAGAUUCGUAGAGAUGCUCUGAAAUCUCUCAAUAUUGCUUACACGGUAAACGCUCAGAGGUCCACCAUCUUUCCACUGGAUAACGUGGUUCGCAUGUUACUGUUCAGGGAUUCUGAAAGUGCAAGUGAUUUCAUCAGUUAUUAUGGCUUAAGUGUGUCCGAUGGUUUUGUGGAGCUGAAUCGUUCCGCCUUUUUGGAACCAGAAAACUUCCCUAAGCCAAAAAAGUCACCAUUUGUUAGCCAGAAGCUAACUGGGCUGGUUGGGGAAAUUGUCUGCGGGGGACCCCUGCCUCCCGUGACUUGCCACGUCCCCGUGUGCAGCUUCAAUGGGCAAAAUAAAUACACUGGGGAGAGUGCUGCCGUGGACUCAGCCAGCAGUAGUCAGAAAGCCCACACUGAUGUCUCAGAAACAAGAACAGAAAGGGGUGAUACGGACUCGGAGUCACUUCAGGUUCCCCCUCCGCUGUUGGUUUUACCCCUCCAGCCAGCACCCUUGCCUUCUGCUGCCAUCUCUACCUUUCAACCUGUUCCACAGCCGUUGCCUCCCCCUCCAAAACCUCAGCCUGCUUAUUGUGACACGGACAUCUUGGAAAUAGUGGAAGAGCUCGUGCGUGAUGUGCUGGAGGCAGAAUGCAGAGAAGUCAGCAGUGCAGGAGCGGCCUACGUGCAUUCCGCUAUAAGCAUCUCUGAGUCUACUACAGAUGAGCUCAUAACAGAAGUGAUGCUAGAAACGCUGAGGCAAAUUGCUUCCAGUACCUUCAAUGCAGAAAGGGAGAGAUUUGAAGAGGAAAAACGGCGGGCUGAAGAAGAGAGACGAAAGAAAGAAAGAGAACGGCUUAUGACCAUGUUGAGCCAGUCUUUGGGUGCAGAACUCUCAGAAGAAGUAGUAAGGGAAAUUGCGGGAGAGAUUUCAGCUAAAGAGUUAAAGAGCGCUGUGGAAGAAGACCGAAGAGCACGUGUUGCCCGCUGUUCAAAGGAAGUCUGUGCCGAAAUAGUGGGUGUGUUUCUGGAAGAUGAGAUUUUCCACUGUGCUAAGGAAACACUGCAAGAGCUCCAGUGCUUCUGCAAAUACUUACAGCGGUGGAGAGAAGCUGUGGCAGCCCGAAAGAAACUGAAGCGUCAGAUGAGAGCAUUCCCGGCAGCGCCGUGCUGUGUCGAUCCCCAAAACAGACUGAAGGCCCUGUCGCCCAGUGCAGAGUGUCCCAUUGCCAGAGAGAACCUGGUGAAAGGAAUUGUAAACCUGGGUCAUGCAGGAAGACUUGGCACCUCUUGUUGUAGAUUAGCCCGGCUACGACAGAAGAUGAACCACCAAAUGAAAGUGCAGUAUUUUUAUCAGCAGUUAUUAUGUGAUGCAGUGUGGACUCCGCUGGAUCUGCCGUCCUUGGUUGCUGAAAAUAUUCCCAUGCAAGAAGAAAAAAUCUUUUGGAAGGUGCUUUUGGUGCUGCCAACAUACGAGGAAUUCCCAGUGGAGGAUCCCAGCAGAAUUCUAGCAGAUUGGUUGAAAGCUAAAUUCACGAUUGAUAACAAUGUAAAGGAUACUGCAUCUACAGAGAAUGAUUUAUUCCAGACGCUUGCGUUACAUACCUCUCUUCAUGUGCAAGAGGAUCAAGCUGUUUGUGUUAAUGUGUGUGUAAAGGUGACCCAUGGAACACUCAGCCUCCCAGAGCUUGAUGAUGCGGAGGCUCAGAAAGAGCUGCUGGGCACCCGAGGCCUUAUUCUCCUGCUGCCUCCUCGGCUGAGAAGUGAGGACGUUUCCGAGGAAGAUGUUUAUUGGCUUUCAGCCUUGCUUCAGUUGAAACGGCUGCUUCAGGCAAAGCCUUUCCAUCCGUUAGUCCCUCUGGUGGUUUUUGUUCCAAACCAGGGAGAAGAAACCCUCAGAAAAGAAGCAGAAGAAGGGUUGAUGCUGCCGGAUUUGAUUUCAGCGAACCUCAUUUCAGACUACAUUAUUGUUGAAAUGCCAGAUUCUGUAAGUGACUUGCAAGGCACCAGCAAGUUGACUGAAGCAGUGCAGUGGCUGGUUUCUCAGUGCCCCGGUUCCCUCGAACUCUGCUGCCAGACGCUCCUGCAGUAUAUCGAAGAUGGCAUUGAUCGAGAGUUCAGCCAUCAUUUCUACGAAGACAGGAAGGAAAGGCUCUUGGCCAGCUUGCCCUCCCAAGAUCCCAGCGCCAUCAUAGAGCUGUACAACAGCGUGGUACAAUUCCUGGCUGAAGUUGCAUCUUCGGAAGAGCUCUGUGAACUGUCGUGGCCUGUAACUGAGUUUGCAGAGCCCGGGGGCAGCAGAGGGCUUCCCCAUCUGCAAUGGAACACGCCCAGCCACUUGGCUUGGUUGAAGAAAGCGUUGCUGUCUUUCCAGAUCCCACAGAUGGAUCUCCCUCCUUUGGGCGCUCCCUGGCGCCUGGUCUGCACCAUGAUUCUCCAGUAUCUGUCCCAGACUGCCAGUUCUCCCCAGACCCAGGCGAUACUUCAGUCUCAAGUAGAGAGUUUGCUGAGCAAAGUGUACUUCAAGUGGAGGGGCAGGGUGCACGCCAGCUCGGAAGACGAUGGCCCUUCGGUGGAAGAGAUCCCCUGGGACAGUAUUCUGGAGCUCUGCAUUAAUCAUAAACUGAGAGACUGGAAACCGCCUCGCUUGCCAGUAGCACCAGAAGCAGUGAGCAAAGAUGGGCAAGUGUGUGUGUAUUUUUUAAAGGAGCACUUGCAAAAAUUCAUCCCUCCAUCUUUAUGGGAAGAAGCUCAAUUGAAAACUCAGAAAGAAGUCCAGCAAAGUCAGGGAAGGUCCAAGAUAAAGUCUCAGACUGUUCCACGGCUAUAUUCUCAUCCAUUUUAUCCUGAAAAAUACGAUGCCAGCGUGAGAAAUGCGAGUGAUGAGGAGCUGCACGUUUCUUCGGGAACAGAUCUCACACUGACGGUUUCAUAUCUGGAUCGACUCCCCGAGCGCCUGUCCGCCAAGCUGCAGUUGGAAAAAAAUGAGAGCAAGAGGUUUGAUGAGCAGUUGCAGCAGUUCUUGGUGAAUGACUCCGAGCCCGUCUGGGACCCACAGUCUCUUCCUCUUUACCUUCCCGAGGCUCUGGUGUCCGUGCCUCAGAUUAUCCCCUCAGUGGUGAAAACCCCUGUGUCAAGAAGCCCAGAGGCUGGCACCCAGAUGCUGAAGGACACAGAUGACUCCUCCCUGGCGCACAGACUUUCCUAUUUGAAACACCUGAUCAGAGCCAGCAAAGAGGAGGAAGUGGCUUGCGAAUUCCACUUGUCUACUGUGCUGGAUAUGACCAAUGCCUGAUCAAAGACCAGCCUAAGUGGGUGGAGCAUGAGACCUCACAGUGGACAGCAAAGCCAGAUGAGCUGGGUGUGACAGCAGAGAGAGGCUUUUGUGCCCCGUCUCUCAGCUGGAAAACCGAAUGCCCAGUUGGAGCUGAGUGAUACUUUACAUGGAGCUUAGCUUUAGCAUGAUCUUGCGUGCAGAAUGGGGCAGUGAAAAACAGCUUGAGCGAGUUGUCCUCUCCCUUUUAUCUGAUUAUAUAAUACUGGGUUUUUAAUUGUUUUUUUAAAUACAUGGAUUUAUUUUGUAAUAUGAAUUGCAUCUGGUUGACUUAAAUACACAAGAAUAUAAAUAUUCGUUAAUGAAAUAAUACAGAAAAACUAGCAAAAUCAAGACAGAGAAUACACCACACCUCUAUGGUUCUCUUCUCCAUACGUUGACUCACAAAAGUUUGUAUAAUACUGUUGGAAUUUUCCUGAUAAUCAAGCCAAAUAGGUCUUCAGGUUGUUUGCUCUUAUUUUUCUCUGACACAUGUCCUUGGAAGGAAGUGGCAUCAAACUCAGUGGGACUUCUAAGUAAAUCUGAAGAUGGGCUUCAGUGUUCGUGCUAGCGCAUGCCUUUGAAGAGUGCCUCUAUGAAAAAUCGAGUGACUCAUCUGGCCCCUGAAUUGAUUGGCUGUUGCCGAACAGUCAAAAUCUUUCUGCUUUCAUGCACCUGACUUUAAGGCUUAUUUUUAACUUUAAUUUUCUGUAGCAAUGUGGUGGUGGUUUUUUUUUUUUUUUAAAUGCAGGGAUUUGUAAGUGUCCGGCUUAGAGAUCAACUUGCUUUUUGUUCAUGAAGUGAGCUGCAUCCAAGUAUGUAGAAUUGAUUCAGCUGGUGAUCUAGCCAAGGGAUCGGCACAUAUUCCUAUGCAGAGGGGGUUUCCAUGCCUAAAUUUGGAUGAUUAGUGGCUUUGUCUCAAAGAUAUUAUAGUAACCUUUGUUCUGGCAAGUGGGAGAUGAAAACAAGUCCCUCGUGCAGCGUAUUACAGAUCUAACGUUCUCAUGAGAGAUGUCUUAGGAACAGGGAAGGCAUUUCCUUUUCUCCAGAAUUCUGAGGCAUUUGAAGUUCUGAAAGGUUCCCGUUUAAAAAGAAAAAUUCAAUCUUCAUGGAGAAA